Miniopterus natalensis is the source of this 2485-nucleotide messenger RNA. Lineage: Eukaryota; Metazoa; Chordata; Mammalia; Chiroptera; Miniopteridae. The record is from RefSeq and is a predicted model, not a curated record.
UAGUGAUAGCAAAAUGAAAAGGAAAGUUGUGAGAACAACAAUAGAGCUUAAAAAAGAAAUAAUUGCAAAGUAUGAUAGAGGUGUUCGUGUGUCUGAUCUGGCUAUGGAGUAUGGCAUGGCGAAAUCAACGAUUAGCACAAUUUUAAAACAUAAAGAGGCCAUCAAAAGUGCUGAUGUUGCUAAGGGUGUGAAGGUGCUCACAAAACAACGACCACAGGCAAUUGAAGAGGUAGAAAAACUGUUGUUGGUUUGGAUAAAUGAAAAACAGUUAGCCGGUGACAGCAUUUCGGAAGCAAUGAUAUGUGAAAAAGCAAAGCGGCUGCAUGCUGACCUCCUGAAAGACACCCCGGGAACAAGUGCUCAAAGUGGUUCAUUUAAGGCUAGUAGGGGGUGGUUUGAUAAAUUUAAGAAAAGAAGUGGCAUUCAUAGUGUAGUGAGGCACGGGGAGGCUGCCAGUUCUAACAAAGUAGCUGCUGAUAAUUUCGUGACAGAGUUUCAGGAAUACAUAGAGGCUGAGGGGUUUGUUCCCCAACAAGUGUUCAAUUGUGAUGAGACAGGCCUUUUCUGGAGGAAAAUGCCAAAGAGGACCUACAUCACACAGGAAAAGAAGUCAUUGUCGGGACACGAGCCAAUGAAGGACAGACUGGCAUUAUUGCUGUGUGGAAAUGCAAGUGGGGACUUCAAAUUGAAGCCUCUACUUGUCUACCGUUCUGAAAACCUACAAGUUUUCAAGAAAAAUGUUGUGAAAAACAAGUUGAAUGUAAUGUGCAGGGCUAACAGUAAAGCUUGGGUAACCAGGCAAUUUUUUAUUGAGUGGAUACAUGAAGUGUUUGCCCCAAGUGUGAAAAAAUAUCUCCGGGAAAAGCAAUUGCCAGUAAGGGCACUUCUUGUAAUGGACAAGGCUCCUGCCCACCCUCCAGGCUUGGAAGCUGAGCUGGUGGAGGAGUACAGCUUCAUCACUGUUAAGUUCUUGCCACCUAACACAACUCCUCUCAUCCAGCCCAUGGACCAGCAGGUCAUUUCUAACUUUAAGAAGCUCUACACAAAGGCACUGUUUCAGAGGUGUUUUGAGGUGACCUCUGGAGCAAAUUUAACCCUCAGGGAGUUCUGGAAGGAACAUUUUAAUAUCCUCACCUGCUUGAGGCUCAUAGACAGAGCAUGGGGGGAAGUGUCUCCCAGGACCAUGCAAUCAGCCUGGAAGAAACUGUGGCCUGAGUCUGCUGCUGGAAGAGAUUUUGAGGGCUUCGAGGACGAGCCUAUGUCUGUUGUGGAGGAUAUUGUGUCUCUGGGCAAAUCCCUGGGCUUGGAGGUGGAUGGUGGUGAUGUGGAGGAGUUGGUGGGGGACCACAGCACUGAGCUGACCACGGAGGAACUCCAAGACUUGCAGAGGGAGCAGCAGCAGACGGCAGCAGAGGUACUGUCUUCAGAGGAGGAGAAGGGAAGGGAGGAUGUUCCUACUUCACUAAUCAAGGGAAUGCUUGGGAAAUGGGGAGAAAUGCAAAGUUUUAUUGAGAAAUACCACCCUGACAAAGAACUAGCAAACCAUGCGAUAAACUUGUUCAAUGACAAUGCAGUGUUUCACUUCAGGCAAGUGUUAAAACGCAGGCAAAAACAAUCACUGGAUAGGUUUUUAGUGAGACGGGGGCCCCGUGAGCCUGAAGCAAGUUCUAGUGGAGCAAAGAGGAGAAAGGGAAAGAACCCCAGAAGAAUAGCUACCUGACGUUUCAUGGAAGGGACAUACAAUAGCAUCCCUCCAAACAGUAGCAUCCCUCCUCUCCAUAUUGUCAUCAGUAGCUCUCAACAUCAAAGAAAAGCUGGCAGCAUAUUGGGUACUAAGUAACCCCAACUCCUGCUCUCAGAACUUGCUACUUGGCUUCCAAUUUCAAGAGUCCAGUUGUGUGGUGGCUGAUUCACUGGCUGCUGAAUUUGACUUCUGAAUUUUGUAGGUGCUAUGGAUUUGCUCCAUCCAACAGGAAGCUGAGGAUUUGCUGAACAAUUUGGUCCCGAGAUGCUGGUGAGGGACUUGUGUGCUUUUACCAUCCUCAGGUGGCUGGCCAGCAGAGCCGUCAGUGCUUCCCAGUUCACUCCAUGGCUCCACCCCCAGCAAGGAGUGAACUCUGAGAUGAACCCAGGGCUCCCGUGGCUGAGGCAGCGAACUGCACUGACCCUGAAACAAAGCCUGUGCUGCUCCCAAAGUGUGCCAGGGUUUAGAGCAUGUUGGAACCCUGCAAGGGUCGCAACGGCAGGGCUCUCCACUCAGGGAACCAACUCUGCUCUAGGUGUUGCAAGUGGUUCUUUACUCUUACCACCCACGUCCUUCCUUUGGUUCAGUAAAAGGUCUAUUGGAGGCUGCUGGUGUCUAGGGACAUUGCUACCAGGGUCUCUUACCCUGCUGGUCAUGGUGCCAGUUGCUGAGCUCUAGGGACCAGCUGUGGGGUCAUGAGUGGCUACUGAGCCUCUAGGUUCUACGUGGGAAGGCAGAGCA